AGGCCAGGUGGAGGAAGUUCCUUCAGAUACAUCACCGAUCAAUCGUUAGCCACAAAACACUCAACAUCGGCAACCAAACCGUCGAUCGGAGUUUACGCUGAAACCCUCAAUCUUCAACUAAACCCUUGGAAAUCGCUUCUUCAGUUAGGCAUGACGACAAGCCUCCCAUGGCACCCUCUGCUGUCCUCAAAAACCCAACGUUUUCAUCCUUCCACCAACAAACGGUUUUCCAAUUCGCCGCUCCCAAAUUCAAUUAGAGUACAAGCGUUUAGGCGUAGCGAUUUUGAUGGAUUCGCAAAGAGAAUGGCCUCAGGAGAAGCCUGGAGAGAUGCUUGGCGUAGCGCUAAUAAUGGUUUUGAGCAGCUUCUUUAUGAGACCAAGAAGACCGCCGAGCGCAUCGACCGCCGUUAUUCUGUUGGUCGCCGACUAUCCUCCGUCGCAAAUUCCGCAUCUGACCGUGCCAGGGAACUUGACCGUGAUUUUCUGAUUACGCAGCGAUGGCGGACUUUUACUCUCGAUUUCAGUCGAAAUUGGCCCAGGUACAGGAAGCAAUUUAGCGACUUCUUGAAUACUCCGUUAGGAAGAAGUUUUGGGACUAUCUUCUUCCUAUGGUUUGCACUUUCUGGAUGGCUGUUCAGGGUUCUGAUAUUUGCAACAUGGGUACUGCCAUUUGCUGGCCCUCUACUUAUUGGCGCUGUUGCCAAUAAUCUGGUCAUUAAGGGUGCAUGUCCUGCUUGUAAGAGGCAGUUUGUUGGAUACAAGAACCAGACGGUGCGAUGUGGUGGGUGUGGAAACGUUGUGUGGCAGCCAAAAGGAGGAGACUUCUUUUCAAAAGGCGGGAACCGUUCUUCUUCCUCUUCAAAGUCCGAACCAGAUAUUAUAGAUGUGGAGUUUGAGGAAAAAUGAUAGCACUGCUUAUCUGUUGUUAUUCUUUUUAGCGCUUGUAGGUGUGCUAGAUCCCAUAAACAACAUUGCAAUGUAACCAUAAUUUUCAUAAAUGGAUUUAUAAAGUUUUGCUA
Messenger RNA from Cynara cardunculus var. scolymus (artichoke), 1019 nucleotides. RefSeq lists its product as uncharacterized. NCBI's taxonomy places the organism in Eukaryota, Viridiplantae, Streptophyta, Magnoliopsida, Asterales, Asteraceae. The transcript has 4 exons. Gene Ontology annotation, cellular component: chloroplast. The record is from RefSeq and is a predicted model, not a curated record. Bases 151 to 906 code for a protein of 251 amino acids.